Molecule: messenger RNA, 2110 nt
Organism: Salvia miltiorrhiza (redroot sage)
Lineage: Eukaryota; Viridiplantae; Streptophyta; Magnoliopsida; Lamiales; Lamiaceae
Product: pyruvate kinase isozyme G, chloroplastic
Exons: 12
Coding region: 188-1810 (540 amino acids)
Biological process (GO): glycolytic process
Cellular component (GO): cytoplasm; chloroplast stroma
Molecular function (GO): potassium ion binding; magnesium ion binding; pyruvate kinase activity
Source: RefSeq, a predicted model, not a curated record
AGAAAUAGAGAGAGAUGAUGUAUGAUGUAUGUGGGUAGUUUGUAGAUAGUCCCAACCCAAAUGUAGACCGAAGUGGUGUCGAGUCGACGCACUAUUUUCUUCCUCUCUCUCUCUCUCAUUGCUGCCGCCGUUAUUUAUUGCUCUUAUACUGUUUUAAAGCUUACUCAUAACCGUUUUCAAUUUUCCGAUGGCGGCAACGGCCAGCGUGGUGCCUCCUUCUGCUUUCAUGCCCUCAACCACCGAUUGCUUGCCCUCUGCCGGCAACAAGAUCGCCGAGUUUUUCUUCCACCGCCAAUUCUCUACACCACUCCGCAUUCUUCGCUCUUCCACCCCUACCCGCUGCAGUUAUCGCAACAACGCUACGGAUUCUGAUGCCAUCGCUACUGCCUUCCCACCCAACGGUUCUGCACUCUCCUCUAUUGAUAGCUAUCUACAGCUGACUCAGGUUACUUUAAAUUCACAAAGGAAAACGAAGAUUGUCUGCACUAUUGGCCCUUCAACUAGCUCGCGCGAUAUGAUCUGGAAAAUGGCUGAAGCUGGAAUGAAUGUGGCUCGUUUAAAUAUGUCUCAUGGUGAUCACGCGUCACACCAAAAGACUAUUGAUCUGGUCAAAGAAUACAAUGCACAAUUUGAGGAAAAAGUUGUUGCCAUAAUGUUAGAUACCAAGGGUCCCGAGGUUAGAAGUGGGGAUGUUCCAAAGCCGAUCCUUCUCAAGGAGGGACAAGAGUUCAAUUUUACCAUCAAAAGAGGUGUUAGUACAGCUGAUACUGUUAGUGUUAAUUAUGAUGACUUCAUAAAUGAUGUUGCUGUUGGAGAUAUUAUACUGGUUGAUGGUGGAAUGAUGUCGUUUGCUGUGAAAUCAAAGACAGAGGAUUCAGUAAAAUGUGAAGUAGUUGAUGGUGGAGAACUGAAGUCAAGGCGGCAUCUGAAUGUGCGUGGGAAAAGUGCGACAUUGCCUUCAAUAACAGACAAAGACUGGGAAGACAUUAAGUUCGGUGUGGAUAACCAAGUUGAUUUCUAUGCUGUUUCUUUUGUCAAAGAUGCCAAGGUUGUCCUUGAACUAAAAGAUUAUCUCAAACGUUGCAGUGCAGAUAUUAGUGCAAUAGUAAAGAUUGAAAGUGCUGAUUCUAUACCAAAUCUUCACUCUAUCAUUUCUGCAUCUGAUGGGGCAAUGGUAGCUCGUGGUGAUCUUGGAGCUGAACUCCCUAUCGAGGAAGUUCCCUUGUUACAGGAAGAAAUCAUAAGAAGGUGUAGAAGCAUGCAAAAACCAGUUAUAGUAGCUACAAAUAUGCUAGAGAGUAUGAUUGAUCACCCGACUCCGACAAGAGCUGAGGUUUCUGACAUUGCAAUUGCAGUACGGGAAGGUGCUGAUGCGGUAAUGCUUUCAGGAGAAACAGCUCAUGGAAAAUUUCCAUUGAAGGCAGUUAAAGUGAUGCAUACUGUGGCACUGAGGACUGAAUCAAGCCUGCCGCUUAUUAGCAGCUCACUAGGUCAAUCUGCUGCUCACAAGAACCAUAUGAGUGAUAGAUUUGCCCUUCAUGCCACCGAAAUAGCCAACACUCUGGCGACUCCCGUCAUAGUUUUCACAAGAACAGGUUCCAUGGCUAUUGCGUUGAGUCAUUAUCGACCAUCCUCAACAAUAUUUGCUUUUACAAACGUUGAAAGGGUGAAGCAGCGUCUGGCCCUUUAUCAUGGUGCAAUGCCCAUAUAUAUGGAGUUUACUGACGAUGUUGAGGAGACCUUCUCCCAAGCUCUGAAGCUUUUAUUGGUGACAAAACGAUCAUUAUAUGUUAAAGGGGCUUGUGUCUGAAGGGCAGUAUGUAACUCUGGUCCAAAGUGGAGCACAACCCAUUUGGCGACGAGAAUCCACACAUCACAUUCAAGUCCGCAAAGUGCAGAACUGAUGCAUUGAUAUAAGUUGGUAGCUUCUGCUGUGUAGAGAUAUCGCUAGAUAAUCAAUCUUCAGUCAUGCAAAAAUCGGGGUAAACUUGUUUGCAUUUUAUACUUUGUUGUCGUAAUAAAACCAUAUCUGCACCUUGUUCGACAAGGACCCUGUCAAUUAUAGAUGAACGUUUACGCCUGGGGUAUAUAUAAAGCAUUGAAACUUAAA